UAUACAAUGACACUAGUUGUAUGAAGCUUCUUUUUGUCUCAUAAAAUUGUGGACUCCAAUCUUACACUGCUGGAUCCACGAAAUUUUGGUAAGACAAAAAGUUAUCUCAUACAACUAGUGUAAGUUGCAUGACACAAAAUAAAAUUUUCCUCUCGCACCUAUUAUCAACCUUAAAACUAGCCAGGAAUAGCAACAUUGUGUUGUAAUAAGCAAAUUCCCAUUCCUUUUUUCCUCAUUUUCUCCCUUUCAUAUGGUCUGCACAAAAUAAAUCCUUCAUUUUUUUUCUUCUCAAAACCCAUAGUAGUAGCAAGAAAGCCCUGGCCACCAUGUCUAACGAAUGCGGAAACAAAGAGCAUGAAUUUCAGGAGAUUUCUGCAGGCGAAGGCGCCGGCAGAAACAAGGGGUUCAUGCUCUUUGGUGUUAGAGUGAUGGAAGCUGGAAAUUCUUUUAGGAAAAGUGCUAGCAUGAACAAUCUUGCUCUAUUUGAACAGCAACAUCAAGAUUCCAACGUCGCCGCCGGCUAUGCUUCUGAUGACGUUGUUCAUCCUUCUGCUAGGAGCCGUGAACGUAAACGAGGAGUGGCAUGGACAGAGGAAGAGCACAAACUAUUUUUAUUAGGAUUGCAGAAAGUAGGGAAAGGUGAUUGGAGAGGAAUUUCAAGAAACUUUGUCAAGACAAGGACUCCUACUCAGGUGGCCAGUCAUGCUCAGAAGUACUUUCUCCGCCGAAAUAACAUCAAUAACCGCCGACGCCGCCGCUCUAGUCUUUUUGACAUCACCACUCAUACUCAUGUUCAAAGUGUUGUUAAAUUGGAAGAUAAGCAAAUGAAUCAAAACACCAUAGAAAAGUUUCCAAUGUCAGCACUCGAGCAGGCAAAGUUAUCUGGUACCUAUGAAAGCUCGACAAAUAACGUAAUGAUAGGACUGAACAAAUCCGUGAAGCCCAUUAGGUCUAUACCAUUUCUCCCUGUCCCUCCCUCAUCAAAAAUGUCAAAUCUCAAUUUAAACAAGACAUAUGCCCAAGAAUCGGACGAAAAAUCGCCUCCGGCGAGGCAUUCAUCGGGUUUCCAGGCAAUGUCAGGUGGGUUCAAUGGCAAGACUAGUGGGGAUAGCAUAAUUAGUGUGGCUUGAAUAAGGAUUGGAUUUGAUUCUUAUUCUUAAUUAAAAAUAUCUGCGAUGUAAAAUGGGGUUUAGCUAGAUAAGAUUAGACAUUAAUGGGGGUUAGACGAUGGAGAACAUAUUAAUUAGGUGAUUGAUAAUGAUUCCUUUGUUUUGUAUAGAUGGUGUCAUUUUCAACAGUUUUGAGGAUUUCUUGUUUUGUAUUAUGUCUGGUUAUUUUUGUGGUCGUAGGUGAUUACAGCACCAACCAAGUAGCUACUAUCCCUAUCAAUGUGACUCACGCUGUUAUUUGGUCUCCAGCAGUUGUUGUAAUAAAGAGAAAAGAAAUUGAAUAGACUUGUUUGUUUUCGAAAA
Molecule: messenger RNA, 1472 nt
Organism: Nicotiana tabacum (common tobacco)
Lineage: Eukaryota; Viridiplantae; Streptophyta; Magnoliopsida; Solanales; Solanaceae
Product: putative transcription factor At5g61620
Biological process (GO): response to gibberellin; response to ethylene
Molecular function (GO): DNA binding
Source: RefSeq, a predicted model, not a curated record